AUGGCUUCUUCUCUGCUUGCAUCAUGGCUCCGGUUAUAUCCCACUGUACAAGUAUUCGCAACCUGGACUGGUAUUACCUGUGCCCAAGUCAAUAGCCAAGAUAUACCUGCUCGGCAGUUCUUCGAAAGACAUGGCGGCAGUACUUCAGGGCAUACCAACAACUGGGCGGUCUUAGUGUGCGCGUCGCGGUAUUGGUUCAACUACCGGCAUAUGGCAAAUGCGCUGGGAAUGUAUCGCACCGUCAAGCGGCUGGGCAUUCCCGACUCGAACAUCAUCCUGAUGCUUGCGGACGAUGUGGCAUGCAAUCCGCGAAACAAGGUGCCGGGGUGUGUGUACGCAGACCAAGCCCGCUCGCUUGACCUGUACGGGGACAACAUCGAGGUGGACUACCGUGGGUAUGAGGUAACGGUGGAGAACUUCCUCAGAGUCUUGACCGGACGCAUGGACCCGUCCGUCCCUCGCUCAAAGCGACUGCUCACGGACGACCGGUCGAACAUCUUUGUCUAUAUGACCGGCCAUGGAGGCAACGAGUUCCUGAAGUUCCAGGACAACGAGGAGAUCAGUGCGUUCGACAUCGCAGAUGCAUUCGAGCAGAUGUGGCAGAAGAAACGCUAUAACGAGAUCUUCUUCAUGAUCGACACCUGUCAGGCGAACACUAUGUACUCGAAGUUCUACUCUCCAAACAUCCUCGCGACAGGGUCCUCGGAUAUUCAUGAGAACUCCUAUUCGCACGAAAACGAUUACGAUAUUGGUGUCGCCGUUAUCGACAAGUUCACCCACUACAUCCUUCAGUUCAUGGAGGGGAUUAACAAGACCAGCCAAGCGUCCAUGCAGGAUCUCUUCAACAUCUACGACUACAAGAAAUUCGACUCAAACGCUGGCGUCCGAUCCGACCUCUUUGGCCGGCCGCUCACCCACGCACUUGUCACCGACUUUUUCGGGGGUGUCGCACAAGCUGAAGUCCUCAAGUCGUCGCUACCCGAAGUUCGCGCCGAAGCUGACUUCGAAUCCUGGGAUACUUCCCCGUCGUCUGCGACCCAUACCGACGACUACAUUGUUCCACUUGUCCUCCCAGACAUCACAGACACGGGCAAUUCCUCCACAGAACCAGUGCCGGAUAAUAACGAGUCUCUCUUCCCUGAGCCCCACCUGAUGGAUCUCUUCGUAUCGGCGCGGGCAGCACCAGGAUCUCUGCGGGGAGCGAUGGCAGGCACAGCGAGAUCGUGGGCGUCCACUCUGAUAGUGCUUGCCCUAGUGGCUUGGGUAUGUGCUAAGCGAUGA
Messenger RNA from Postia placenta MAD-698-R-SB12, 1281 nucleotides. RefSeq lists its product as hypothetical. The transcript is spliced from 8 exons. The coding region runs from base 1 to 1281 and encodes 426 amino acids. Gene Ontology annotation, biological process: attachment of GPI anchor to protein; protein localization to cell surface; proteolysis. Gene Ontology annotation, cellular component: GPI-anchor transamidase complex. Gene Ontology annotation, molecular function: GPI-anchor transamidase activity. The record is from RefSeq and is a predicted model, not a curated record. NCBI's taxonomy places the organism in Eukaryota, Fungi, Basidiomycota, Agaricomycetes, Polyporales, Adustoporiaceae.